GUAUGAGAGUCAACAACGAGUAGAGCUUAUUUACUGCUAUUUUGUGUGUUUUAUCGCCUUAAAUUGUGCCUAAGAAGCUUCCAGAGCCCACGCGUGUGCAACCAAACUCAAAAUACGCCACAAAUCGAGACUGAAUCGUUGAAAAUUUCCCGAAAAAACUCAAAAACUUGAAUAGUGCGAUUUCGACAGAAACCUGUUGAUGUUCACCUCACAAGUUUAGUAGCGGUGUAUUUAUAAUUGUUCUAUAUUUUCUAUUAUUAUUGCUAUUUGUUCUAUAUUUUGCUUAUUACAUAAAGAAAACAGACAACAAAAAAUCGUGUGGCAUCAAAAAAAAGUGAAAUUUCGAAAAAUUACUAAAAAGUUAUUAUUUCAAGUUCCGAAGAAGUUUAAGUUAUCGAUUCAACAAAGUGCUUUUUUUUUGUUUUUACAAUUGUUACAAUUUACCCAGCUAAUUAGAUUCUUGCGUAUUAGCGUAAAUAUUGUGUUAAUUGAUCGCAUACAUUCGAUUUGCAGUAACUUUGCCGUCCACAACAAACAACGACGACGACGACGAGAACAAGUAUAUUUGUCAUCAACAAUUCUCAUACUUGUACGAUAUAAUAAAAUAAACCAUAAAAUCUUGUUGUGUACAGAAUUUAUCUGAAAGAAAAAAAAAUAAUAAAAAAGUGUUUUUUGUUUUGUUCACGUCGAAAACUUACACACAUUUAACCCACAUAAACAAAGAAAAAUAAAAUUAUAUAAAAUAAAAAUUAAUUAAAAAGUAAUACAAACAGACAUUUAAAGUGAAAAACUUUUGCAAAAAAUAAAAAAAAAUUAAAUAAAAUUUUGUGUCUUUUGUGAAAUGCCUACGCAGAACAUACAAGACGAAACAAUGGUACAAGAAAUUAAAGUUAAAACUGUGUACAGUGGCGAGGUAAUGAUCCAUUACAUCGAAGAUGGAAUCACUUACGAGGAUUUAUGUAAGGAGAUUAGAGGUAUUUGCCGAUUUUCACCGGAUUUUAAGGAUUACACUAUAAAAUGGGUGGAUGAGGAAAAUGAUCCUUGUACGAUUUCCACUCAGAUGGAAUUGGACGAGGCCAUUCGUUUGUACGAGGUGAAUCGUGAUUCGGAGCUCGUUAUUCAUGGUGAGUCUUUUGUGCAAUUUUCAAUGUAACUUACCUGGAUGAUGUUCGUUGCUGGUAAAAUCAUAUAUGCCACAAAAUGUUGCUGCAACGACGUGGAA
Molecule: messenger RNA, 1222 nt
Organism: Culicoides brevitarsis
Lineage: Eukaryota; Metazoa; Arthropoda; Insecta; Diptera; Ceratopogonidae
Product: atypical protein kinase C-like
Exons: 4
Coding region: 842-1153 (103 amino acids)
Molecular function (GO): protein binding
Source: RefSeq, a predicted model, not a curated record